Spodoptera litura is the source of this 2582-nucleotide messenger RNA. RefSeq lists its product as uncharacterized. NCBI's taxonomy places the organism in Eukaryota, Metazoa, Arthropoda, Insecta, Lepidoptera, Noctuidae. The record is from RefSeq and is a predicted model, not a curated record.
UUCUAUAGUCUAUUGCUUAGAACGAAGAUUGUGGCAGACUUGUUUUUCAUAAAGUUUGCAUAGCUAUUUUCCACACACUUUCCAAAGUAAGAAAGUGAUAUCCACGUAGUUUUUCUAAAUUGUUAUCUCGAAUACAGAAUAUGUGUUGAAUGUGAAUAGUGUGCCUAAAUAUACUAAAAAAAAUGGCUACCGUGUUCGAUAGCCCUUUCAUUCGACAACGUUUACAUAGACUGAGGCGUCGUGAUUAUGAUUUCGAUGAAGAUCAAAGAUUUGGGCGAUGUGACUGCACGAGCUAUUCUUAUUUUGUGCUUUCAAUGGUGUUAUUUUCGGUGGGCACUAUGAUAACAGUGUUAGCUCUGGGCGACGCUGAUGGCUAUAUUCUGAGUAAUCUGGGACACAUGUGGCUAGUGGGUCCAAUAUUUAUAUGUUCUGGUAUGAUGGUUGCCGUGAAAAGUAUGUUGUAUUUACGGAGAAAAAGCGUGAUUCAAAUGUUGCUUCAUCAGCGGGCUAUAAUCAGGGAUAUGGCAGCAGUCCAAGCCGAACAAGCCUACAGUGGUCAAGUACCUCGUACUGCAUCUAGUGCAACAUUGCCACCUUCUUAUGACGCCUUAAUAGGAAAUGCUGCCACUAGUAAACCUCAACCUUCGAGCUCUGAACCUCCACCCCCAACAUAUGACGAAGCAAUGUAUCUCAUUGAUGAUGAAAAGUUACGAAAUGAUAACAAAAACGAUGACAGUGCCAAACAAGAAACUAGUAAUCAAACAUCUAGUAGCAACUUGGAUGAUAGCAAACCAUGAACGAUGAGAAUAAUACUUAAGUGUACUUGUUUAUUAAUUAGAUAUGUAAGAAAACAAAAACUUAAUUCUUCCUUUUGUACUUAUAUUUUUAGAUACAUAGUCACUUACUAUUAAUAUAGUAUUUCUCGGACGUGCCUAAAAUAUUGAUUUGUUAGCAAUAUUGUUAUAUAUAUCUCUCAAUGUAAAGGGUAUCUGUAAUUUAAUAACUAGCUUAAGAUAAACUUAUGAACUUAUGAUGUGUUGACUGCCUCUUGCUAUGAGCUGAUCUCUUUGUGUAAUGAGAGAUGAUUUUAGAUCUGUUUGUAUGAAAAAACAUUAUUGCUUGUUUGGAACAAUAAUGACAUGAAAUACAUACACUUGAAUGUGAAAUAUAAAUGAUAUUAUGUAACAAGGAAAAAAUAAUUAGAAUUAUGAAAUGUUAUGUGUAGUUAUUGUCACAAAUAAGAAACUAAUGUAAAUAUACAUAGUAUUAUUUCAUCAUAGCACUUUGGCAGUCUCAUAUUGUGGCAUUCUAGUGUGACAAGAUACUUUAUGUAUCAGUUCUUUCUACUCUGUAAGGUGUGUCUAAUCCAAAAACGCAAUUUAUUUUCUUUAAAAUGGUAAUUUGUGAAAACCAUAAUUUUAUGUAAGGAGCUUACAUCCAGUGUAAUGAGCUAGGGAGAAAGUUAUUCAUGUAUUUAUUGGCUCCACUAUUAUUGCAUUACACAUUCUGCAAUGUUACUAAUGAUUAAUAUGAAGACUGAUGCAUUUAUAUUAGUAAUGUUGCCAGAAACCCCAUGUAUUGAUCUGAUAAAAGAUAAAAUUUUAAAAUUACUGCCAAAGAUUGUGGGCAUAGCAUGAUACACUUGAAGUUUGUUUGAUAUUUAGAUAAAAAGUUCAAGUUAUCUUUGUAUGCCCAAUGUUCAGACUGGCAAACAUUAAAAAUGUAGAACAGAUUACUUCCAUUCCUGUGAUUUUUCAGCAGAAGUUGCUAGUUUAUAAAAUAAAUGAAGCAUUUUGCAGUAUUUACUGAACUCAAAUAUUUACCUUCCAUUUUGUCAACCAUUUUAGUGUUUAUACAAUAAUAAGGUCAUUUAUUUCAGUCAAGGCUAUUUAAUUUCAUGCUAAGAAAAAUUAGUACUUAAAAGACUUAACUGAAGUGUUCUUUUUAUUAAAGGUUAAACAUGGCCUUUGUUCUGAGAAAAAUAUGUGCCUUUUGUAGCAAGUGCUCUUUGCAAUUUUUUAGGUGGGAUGUAGAUUUGACAUAGGUAGUUGUAGAUUAGAACAAAUAGGGUCAAUAUAAAAAUAUACACAGUGGUAUUUUGGAAUUAACGAUAAUUGCAUAAUUGUUAGAAUCUUUUGCACAGGAUAUGAAUAUAACUCUAAAAUCCAGCCAUUGAAGAAGUCCAACACUAUUUUUAUAGAAUUACUGAUCCACAACCAUUGCAUGUGAAAACAGUUGCAAUGUAGAUGAUAACUGUAUACAUCAACAUUGCUAUAAUGUCCACAAGAUGUUGAAAAUAAUUGUUUUUUAAGUUGUGAAAUAUCAUGAAGUAAGCACAGUUCUGUUGUAGUUUGUAACAAAUUGUUAUUGUAAAUUGCUUCUUGUGUUGUUAAGAAUAGUUUUUAAAGCUUCAGGGAUUUUCUUUCAUUUAUCAAUAGAAUCUGUUUUGUAAGACAGGAUAAUUUUAAUUCACAUUGCAAGGUUUGAUUGUAUUUUGCCACUAUGACAACAAUUGUUUUGUAAUGCAAAAGAAAAUCAGUGGCUAGAACAUGAAAUACCAACAAAUUGAUAUUGUUUUCACU